Molecule: messenger RNA, 1263 nt
Organism: Ascochyta rabiei
Lineage: Eukaryota; Fungi; Ascomycota; Dothideomycetes; Pleosporales; Didymellaceae
Exons: 2
Coding region: 1-1263 (420 amino acids)
Source: RefSeq, a predicted model, not a curated record
AUGCCUCUCGGGUUUGAGCGCAUUAACGAGCGCACGCAGCGCCCAAAUCCUCUGAUCAACUUCAUACGCACCAUACCCGGAUCCUCCUCUUCCACCGCCGAGCAGAUCCUCAGUCGCGUCGCUGCAGUAUGCUAUCCGUUCAUGAAGGCCAACAUGGUCCUUGUCCAAGCCCUUGAAGAGUUUCCCUACAACACCGAAUUUGUUGGCCGCAACUUCAAUGCUGGCGAAGUAAUACAGCUCGUACUGCGAGAUCGGAACGGACAGUGGCUGCCUCAGCGCAUGGUGGAAAUGGUCAUGGUGCAUGAGCUGGCACACUGCAAGCAAAUGAACCACACCAGGGCGUUCUGGAAGGUCAGAGAUGCCUACGCAGUUGACUUGCGGGCGUUGUGGGCAAAAGGCUACACUGGAGAGGGCAUAUGGGGGCGAGGUAGAGGUUUGCAUACAGGCAACAUACAGAUGAGCCAAUUCGGUGUUGGUGAUGUGCCUGAGCAUCUUUGUGGUGGCACGUAUGGGCGCAGGUCGAAGAAGAGGAAAUACGGAAAAGAAAAAGAGACGGUAUCCUACGCAGAGAGGAAGCAACGCCGCAUCUUGAAGAAAUUUGGCGCAGGGGGUCAGUCGCUGGGUGCAGACGAUUUAACGAAGCUCAAGCUGGAAGGUGGAGUGCCAAAGAAAGGCAAACCUAGAGUGGCGGGUAGCGCUCGAGGCCGGGAGCUCAGAGCCGCGGCUGCAUUGGCGCGAUUUGAGCCUGUAAAGAAGGAGCAAGAAGAAGCGACUAUCAAGAUGGAGGACAUUUUGGACAGCGAAACGGAAGACGAAUACGAGAACAUCGAUCAGGACGGUGCGGCGCUCGAUGUAGACGGAACAAAGCUCGUCGACGAUCAGGGCCGCGCCCUGGUCAAAAUCUGCGAAGACGAAGACGACAAAGAUGGCAACGCACGCCGAGAGAUGGAAGAAAUUCAGGGCAUCGCACCACAGCAGAAGCCCAUCGUCGACACGUCUGCUUCCAAAGCUCCUACCUCACGGCCCAGUGCCGCGAAGCAAGGCUCGGUUGCUGGUCAGCCGCUGUCCAAGACCACCGGCUCUCCACCAGCGCAGGUCGUACAUCUGGAGGAAAUACGGAAGCGACGGCUUGAGCCUCCAGAACAACUUACUUCAAAGACAGCCAAGGUUGAAUAUGCAGCUACACCAACCACAUGCGGCGUGUGCUCGCUGUUGAACGAAUCGGGUUCGCUAACCUGCGCUAUGCAACAGAGGGUCUUGUAA